Messenger RNA from Sipha flava (yellow sugarcane aphid), 3936 nucleotides. Its product is annotated as palmitoyltransferase ZDHHC20-like. NCBI's taxonomy places the organism in Eukaryota, Metazoa, Arthropoda, Insecta, Hemiptera, Aphididae. Gene Ontology annotation, biological process: synaptic vesicle maturation; peptidyl-L-cysteine S-palmitoylation; protein targeting to membrane. Gene Ontology annotation, molecular function: protein-cysteine S-palmitoyltransferase activity. The transcript is spliced from 9 exons. Gene Ontology annotation, cellular component: endoplasmic reticulum; Golgi apparatus. Bases 2734 to 3828 code for a protein of 364 amino acids. The record is from RefSeq and is a predicted model, not a curated record.
AUUAUUAUUCGCGGUCUUCGUUGCAUCGCAAUAAUGAUGUCGUCGUUAUCGCUCUCACUCUCGUCAUCAAAUAAUAUUCUACGAUACAUUAUAAUAGUAUCUUCACAGGCAGAAAAAUUGUAUGCAAAAAUGAAAUAUUCAAAUACGACACACAAUAAUCAUUCUUGAAAGCAAAAAAUAUGUUAACAGUGAUAACACGUUUUAAUAUUGUUGUUUGAACUAAGAGUUAUCUCUUAACACUCAAAAAUAUUAGGAGUUAAAAUAUGGGAGGUAAGAUUUUCGAUAACUUGAUGUUACCCCUUAACUCUAAGUCGUGAAAUUAUUUUUUUGAGUUAACCUUGAGUUAUUGAUAACUUGCACUUUAACUCUUGUAGGUGAAACCGGCCCUAUAUGGUUCUAAUUUUAUUGGGGGAAUUUAUGUUAGUGUAAUACGGUAGUAAAAUGUUUUUAGGGUAAUUUACAUUAGUGUAAUACGGUAGCAAAAUGUUUUUAGGGGAGUUUACAUGUGCCCAUGUAUACAUAAUAAACAUGGUAUACCAUUGAUUUAACCUAACCUAAUCUAUAGGUACUAGCCACCAGAUAUAAGGACCAUAGCGCGGGGCACAGCCACUGUGUUGUGGAUUUAUCAAUCCUAAUGUUUAAUCAACUUUGAAGAAAAUCCAUAAAAUAUUAUACUAUGAAAUACUAAAUUAGUACAAUUGAAUAAGUUAAAUAUAAUCAUAGUUAAACCAAUUACUCUGUAUGCAUGUGGUAAAUGGGCCACGACAAAAUCGGAUAAAAGAAAGUUAGGAGUGUUUGAAAGAAAAAUAUUAAGGAAAAUCUUCGGUCCAAAAAGGAAUAACGACGGGGAGUAUGAAAUAAGAAACAAUGAAAAUUGAAUAACCUCUAUAAAGAACCUAACAUUAUUGGGUCCCUGAAGAGUACAAGGAUAAGUUGGGCGUGUCACGUAUGGAGAUUAGUAGAAAUGAUUGGAUCAAUAACUAAAUGGAAGCCUGACACAAAGAGACCAAGAGGACGCCCUAGACAGAGAUGGAUAAAUCGAGUACAAGAAGACUUGAAACUUUUGAACGUGAGGGAUGCAGAAGAAUGUGUAAACGAUAGAGAGAGAUGGAGACAAUAUGAUGUUGCGGCGAUGGGCCUGUAAAAGCCUAGAAGAAGAAUUACAAUUGAAAAAUUGUUUGUGAAAAUAUAACAUUAUUAGUAUAUAAAAAAAAAAAUAUUUUUUCAAUUUGUGUAGUGUAUACUGUACACAUCAUACGCACACGCUACGCCACUGACCAAAAUUAUUUAAUAGACCUAUAAAAUCUUGUUAUUGCACAGAGUAAAAUAAUAACAUUUCUGUACAUAUGUUUGGUGCAAAAACCAGUUAAGGACGUAACUGGUUCUUGCACCGAGAGAUAAAAAAAACAAAUACUUACAUGAAAAUACAUAAGGUACAUCGGGACGUAUUAAGUUUUUGCACCAAACAAAACCGUAAAUAUCGUUUUUGUGAUUUAUUUUCCAUGAUAUCCGUCGGUCAUAUAUGAUUAUUGCACCAAUCGACAGAGAAUUAUUUUUGUCAACGUAUGUGAGUUAAAAAUGGAAUUUUGAAAAAAAUUUACGUAACUGGUUAUUGCACCGUGGUGGCUUUAAUUGAGUUUAGUACGUAUAAUUGAUACGUUGAUUUAAUAUUUUUAAUCAAUGAUUAAUAACAAAAAGAAUAAUUAGUAUAUGUUUACAGUUUAUGUACGUACGUUAUUUAAAUUCUUCGCGUAAACAAAAAAUAAAAUACGAAAGUAAUCACAAUUUCUCAUUGCAUCCAAUUACCGCUGUGGUGAUUAACAGCUGCAAUGAAACUACUGUUUUGUCCGUCAAAUAUACCGUUCGUAAAGGUUAACCUAACCAUCCGGCUAAUUAAAAAGGAUGUCUAACAUACAAUGAUCUUCGAUGACUGCCUUGCAGAAUGUAUAGUAUUACGGACUAGGAUAAAUUCCGCAAAACUGUAGUCCAAAAAGUGAACUUAAAAACUCGAAUUUGAAAGCCCGAGUGAAAAUGUUCAAAACUUUACAACUUUUUAAAACUUUAACGCAAUCCUUUCUAUCGGCAGUAUGGGAUUCUUCUAUAUUACCUCUUAAAGUUAAAAUUUUUAUCAACGCUCCCCCCACCAAAUAUGUAAAUAUGUAUAUAGGUACAAAUAUGUACCUAUAUACGCGCCUGAGUUAAGUGUGCUUGAUUUUUAAACACUUCUAACACAACCGCGAUCCACUGACAUAUAUUCAUAUACCAUUGGGAUCCACUGCUCUGUACAUGCUCGCGAAAUAAUGAGGGAAACCGAAUAACUGGUGCGCGGUCACACUGAUCCCGUUGAUAACACACAAUCGCGUACAAUAUCAGCGUCAACUCCGGAUUCCGUAAUAGUCAAUGUGUGAGAGCGUUCUUCAGGGUGCUCUGCAAUCAUUCUGCUAUGCAAUAACAGUAACACCAACUCGCCGAGUCCCGUUGAUGUGGGGUUACGCAACACAUGGUUUACUAAACGGUUGGUCGCCGUUUCAUGGAGUACUCGUUGCCCGGUAACGUACCCUCGCAGCACGCGCUCAUUUGUCAACCGAUUGUUUUGUGUUUCACAUUUUCCCGCACGUUCCUAUUGCACUCCGGACGACGACCGCGGUGCUGGGGAUGCUGUUGACACCUUGAACGGUUGUUGUCGUCGUCGCCAACACCGCGAACGAGUUCAAGGAUAUCCGACCUGCGGCAAUGGACGCUUCAGACUCGAAACGGUUCUGCUGUGUAUUCUGCGUGAAAAUGGUCAAGAGCAUUCCGGUGAUAUUUAUCCUAUGCAUCCUCGCGUGGUCAUAUUACGCGUACGUCUACCAUCUGUGCAUCAGCGCCUUGGGUGGCAUUGCGUCAAUGGAAGUUAAAGCUUUGUACUUAACCGUGUACCACAUCAUCCUGGUGUUCUUUCUAUGGUCCUACUUCAAAACGAUUUUCACAGAACCUGGGGGUGUGCCACCAAAAUUCAGACUACCAGAAGAAGUGUUUGAAGAGUUCAACAGAAUACCUAUUGAUUUGAACAGGCAGAAUGCAGUUUUGCGUGACUUUUCGGAAAAUUUGCCGGUCAUGACUUUUACAAACGCUGAUGAACAUUUUUUUUCAGAUAUUCGGUACUGUGAUAAAUGUAGAGUAGUGAAACCAGAUAGAUCACACCAUUGCAGUGUAUGUCGUAAAUGUGUGUUAAAAAUGGACCAUCAUUGUCCUUGGGUCAACAAUUGUGUAUCAUAUUCAAACUAUAAGUUCUUUAUAUUGUUUUUGGCUUACGGUCUCCUGAUGUGUAUUUACGUGGUAGCUACCACAGCGGAAUAUGUUAUUAAAUUCUGGGAUGUUACUUCAGAUGUGCGAAUUUCAGGAGGAUCAGAAAAAAUUCAUAUAAUAUUUUUGUUCUUUAUUGCUUCAAUGUUUUCAAUCAGUUUAUUUUCACUAUUUGCAUAUCACAUCUAUCUGGUUUCAAAAAACCGCACUACACUAGAGUCUUUCCGUCCUCCGAAGUUUUCAGAAGGUUGUGAUAAAAAUGGAUUUAACUUGGGAUGCUGUAGAAACAUACGGGAAGUGUUUGGAAAAGAAGUUAUUUUGUGGCCUUUUCCUGUAGAUACUAGCCUUGGUGAUGGUUCGUCUUUUCCAAUCAAUAAGAACAUACCUGAAGCUCAAAGCCUAUUAUCCUCGGAUAUUUACGAUCAAAAGUCAUCAAUUGGUUUUGAAAAUUCUGAUACGCAAUUAUUCACUUCAAUUUUAAUAAAUGAUGAUAGCUGUUCAAAUACAAAUGUGGCUAAAUAUCAAGAUCUCAUAGAGAUUUAGUACAACUUCAAUUAGUACUAAAAAUAUUAUUUCUGUGAUAACGUAUCCUAUUUAUGUUAUACCCUUUAAUGUUCUAUUAUGGUCUAAUAAAUGUUGAUUAUAAGAAAA